UGGCUUCCUAUGUAAGUUGGUGUACCUCUCUCUCUCUCUCUCCUCUCUCUUUCCUUUUGAAAUGAAAACCUCUUCUUCUCCUCAACGCCGCUUCUCUGCCUGACCUUACCAAGUUGCCAACACCAUCUUCAUCCCCUUUGCAUUUCUCUCAAUUUACCAAAACACCCCACGCACUAUCUCUCUUUCACUGCAAAAUCACCAGUCAAGCCCUUUUUUUUUUCUUCUUCCCUUUCCUUUGUUAACCAAAAUGAGUUACCUUACCUCUUCUCACUAAUGCCGGCGCUUCCGUUCCCGGGCUCUUCCUUGGUUUUGUAUUGCCGAGUACAGGCUCUUUCCGCACCGUAAUUUGGUAUCUAUCUUUCUUCCAUUCAGAAUAUGGGAGGAGAGACUGAGCAGGACAUUUACGAAAUGGAGAUGCUUCUGCAUGAGAUCCCAAAUGCGACUUCUGUAAAUCCAUAUUCUGAGGAAUCCGGGCAUCCCAAUUCUUCUGCGAACUUCGAAAUAAACCCUUUGGAAGAGGGAGACAUGAAAUCUCCUCCUCCUACAACUUUUACUAACUUCUGCAAUGCUUCCCUGGCAGAUAACCAAGGCAGUAAUGCUGCUUUCUGUGCUGGAUUGUCUUUUGAAAGACCCAAUGCCACAUGUGUGAAUUCCUCUCAAGGUUCAGCUGAUGAAUGUCUUCAGGCCAAUGGAAUUAUGGAUGGAGGAAAAUUAACUGCAGAGAAGGGCGACCGUCAGUCACCUGUCAAGAAUAUUGAUCGGUUGUACCCGAAUCUUCCACAUGACCAAUCCUUGACAUCUUCAUUUGCAGAAUUGAGCUUUAAAGAUGGAGUGCCAUUGGAAUCACCAAGUCUUCAGAAUGUUAACUAUAAAACACUACAAAAUUGCACCUUUGUACUUGAGGGGCAGUAUCCAAACUGCCUACAGAAACCUUUUUCAAGUGGCAUGAAUAUGGUGACUACCACUUCAAAUGGGGUCAAUAAGUUAAGUGCAGAGAUGAAUGGCCAGGGAAGCAUGAAGUUUCUAAAACUUAAUGUUCAGGAACUAGAGAAACAGAAACCUGGUUCUUACCAGCCACUUGAGAAUUUAUCAGAUGACCUUGGGGAGCAAUUACUGAGGCUUCCAAUGUACUCUGCAUCUAUGCCAUUAUCUCAAGGAAUGCACGCCUUUCAGGUUCUAUCUAGUCCUGCUCCUGGAGUCGAAUUCCCAGUGAUGCCGUAUCAGCAGCAGUAUUUCAUGGAUACACAAUCGCCUGUUCCUUACCUGCAGCCACAGGAAACGGGCCGCUCCCCUCUCAGUUGGCGGCAUAUGGAAGAAGAGAGGUAUUGUAGGAUGCAUCAACAAAACCUCUAUUUGCAGCAGCUUCGGAAUCAGGGAUCAGAGGCUCAACUUUCAAUGCAAGCAAAUGUGAAUUCAAUACUUGGGCCUAUGACUAGGAACCUGAGGCAGCCUUAUUUUGAAAUGCCCAUCUCCCACCCACUUGAACAAUCCAAUCGAGAUGCCUUUUGGAACAAUGCUGCAACUAGUAGGGGAUUUAAUUCAUCAGAUCUAACUCCUAUUAGCAAUGGUGUAUGCCAUCAGUGCACUCAGGGGUUUUGUGGGAGGGGUGAUAGCUGUCCAUUUGCACAUGGCCAGAAACAGACAUCUGCAAGCGGUUUGGGACGUAAUUCUCCUGCUCUUGCUGCCAAAGAUAUUGAAGCAGUCCCAGUUAUGGACAAAGUGGGGAAACAUAGUUUUCCUGAGAAGAUUCUAACAAGAUCACAUGGCUUGAAUUCAAUAAGAGCUAUCAAGCCAGGAUCUGAUGGAGGACAUAAAUCUUUGAACUAUGGUAAUGCCAAUGGGAGGACCCUCUCAAAUGGUCAUUUCCACCACCACCACCCAUCCAUUCUAAAUGCGGGAUCCUUCCUUCUUGAUGGCCAGAACUCACAAGGUUCAUCCCCUGAUACCGCAGACAUCAGUAAUAAUAAUCUGAUGUCACCAUCUCAAAGAUAUAAUUCCAUGGAUGACGACGUUACAGGUCGAAUAUUCCUUAUGGCAAAGGAUCAACAUGGUUGCCGCUUCUUGCAAAAGAAAUUUGCUGAGGGUACUGCAGAAGAUGUUGAGAAAAUUUUUGUUGAGAUAAUUGGCCACAUUGUUGAACUCAUGACAGAUCCUUUUGGAAACUACCUAGUCCAGAAGCUACUCGAAGUGUGUGAUGAUGACCAGAGAAUGCAGAUCAUUCAUGCAAUUACAAGAAAACCUGGUGACCUUGUUAGAAUUUCAUGUGACAUGCAUGGGACUCGAGCUGUACAGAAGGUUAUUGAGACCCUUACAACUCCUGAGCAGUUUUCAAUGAUUGUUUCCUCUCUGAAGUCUGGUAUUGUGCCUUUGAUAAAAGAUAUGAAUGGUAAUCAUGUUGCACAGCGCUGCUUACAGUACUUAAUGCCUGAAUAUAGUGAGUUUCUCUUUAAAGCUGCAAUCUCGCACUGUGCUGAGCUUGCAACAGACCGCCAUGGGUGCUGUGUGCUUCAAAAGUGCCUUGGCCUUUCUGAUGGUGAACAUAAACGGCGUUUGAUCUCCGAGAUCACUUCUAAUGCUCUUAUCCUCACCCAAGAUCCAUUUGGGAAUUAUGUGGUACAGUUUGUAUUUGAACUUCAGAUUCCUUGGGCCACCAUUGAUGUUCUUGACCAACUGGAGGGUAACUAUGGAUACCUCUCUAUGCAGAAAUAUAGCAGCAAUGUGGUUGAGAAGUGCCUGAAAUACGCUGGAGAAGAGCAUCGCCCUCGUAUCAUUAAGGAACUGAUAAAUAACUCACGAUUAGAUCAAAUCUUGCUGGACCCUUAUGGCAAUUAUGUUAUUCAAGCUGCACUUAAUCAUUCUAAGGGAGCUCUUCAUGCUGCCUUGGUAGAAGCUAUCAAGCCCUUUGUUCCGGAGCUACAGACAAGUCCAUACGGAAAGAAAGUCCUCUCAAGCAACAGCCUGAAGAAGUAACAUAUGUUAUUCUUUCAUUCGACUCCUGGAUCAAGUCAGUACAUCUCUUUUCCCUAUACAACUGUCUGGGUUUUGAGCAAUUUCUUGGAGCAUUGCAGCUACAGUGC
Messenger RNA from Telopea speciosissima, 3077 nucleotides. RefSeq names its product pumilio homolog 5-like. Gene Ontology annotation, molecular function: mRNA binding; metal ion binding. The transcript has 7 exons. The record is from RefSeq and is a predicted model, not a curated record. Gene Ontology annotation, biological process: post-transcriptional regulation of gene expression. NCBI's taxonomy places the organism in Eukaryota, Viridiplantae, Streptophyta, Magnoliopsida, Proteales, Proteaceae. The coding region runs from base 376 to 2970 and encodes 864 amino acids. Gene Ontology annotation, cellular component: cytoplasm.